AGCGGUGCCGGGGCGUGUGCGUGCGCGGCCGCUUGGGGCGCUCCUCCCGGCGUCGGGCCCCGGGGAGCUGGUGUGUGCCGGAGCGCGGCCGGAGCGCGGCCCGAGGGCGUUCGUCGCUGAGCCAUGGUCCACCUGACAACCGUUCUCUGCAAAGCAUACCAUGGGGGCCACCUAACCAUCCGCCUUGCCUUGGGUGGCUGCACCAACCGGCCCUUUUACCGAAUCGUGGCAGCUCACAACAAGUGCCCCAGGGAUGGCCGCUUCGUGGAGCAGUUGGGCUCCUACGAUCCCCUGCCCAACAGUAACGGAGAGAAACUGGUUGCCCUCAACCUGGACCGCAUCCGGCAUUGGAUUGGCUGUGGGGCUCACCUCUCUAAGCCUAUGGAAAAACUUCUGGGUCUUUGUGGGUUUUACCCCCCUGCAUCCGAUGAUGAUCACAAAUGCUGAGAGGCUUCGGAGGAAGAGAGCUCGGGAAGUCCUCUUAGCGUCUCAGAAAACAGAACCGGAGCCGGCAGAAACAGACGCAAGCUGACUUCAGUGCACACAGUGUGACUGCAAGGUCAAGGGCCUUCAUGACUCCUGCAUAGAACUUUUUCUUGGGUGUGAGGAUCAAUAAAUGGAGUUUUCCAA
Molecule: messenger RNA, 630 nt
Organism: Mesocricetus auratus (golden hamster)
Lineage: Eukaryota; Metazoa; Chordata; Mammalia; Rodentia; Cricetidae
Gene: Mrps16
Product: mitochondrial ribosomal protein S16
Exons: 3
Coding region: 124-447 (107 amino acids)
Biological process (GO): mitochondrial translation
Cellular component (GO): mitochondrial small ribosomal subunit; ribosome
Molecular function (GO): structural constituent of ribosome
Source: RefSeq, a predicted model, not a curated record